Exophiala spinifera is the source of this 738-nucleotide messenger RNA. RefSeq lists its product as uncharacterized. Bases 1 to 738 code for a protein of 245 amino acids. Lineage: Eukaryota; Fungi; Ascomycota; Eurotiomycetes; Chaetothyriales; Herpotrichiellaceae. Gene Ontology annotation, molecular function: RNA binding; metal ion binding. The record is from RefSeq and is a predicted model, not a curated record. The transcript has a single exon.
AUGGCCUCAGUAGUCGCCGAAAGCACUCCGGCUGCACCUGAGUCAAGUUCGAAGACCACGAAUCCAUCUACAACUCCUACAUACAACUUCAGCUUCACUCCGUUCCUUCGAUCCAACGGGAUCGCCGCUCUCGCGUCCAAAGUACCAGUGUGUCCUGAUUACGCGGCAACAGGCCAUUGCCCACGAGGACGUAGAUGCGCAGACCGCCACCCGACGCCUUCACAGCCACCACAACAUCACUAUGGCCGUCAGAACGAUAACUACGUCUGCAAGCACUGGCUCAAAGGGUUGUGCAAGAAAGGGGAUGCAUGCGACUACCUCCACGAAUACAACUUGAGAAAGAUGAGCGAAUGCCAAUUCUACAAUCAGAACGGAUACUGCCAGAACGGCGAUGAGUGCCUCUACGUCCAUGUCAAGGAAGGUUCAAAGUUACCAUUGUGCGAGGACUACAACAAGGGAUUUUGCGACAAAGGCCCAAGUUGCGGGAAGCGGCACGUCCGGAGAAGGCUUUGCGAAUUCUACAUGGCUGGGUUCUGCCCCGACGGACCGAACUGCAAGUUUGGUGUGCACCUCAAGAGUGGCGGAUCUGCCGUUGACAACAGUGUCGGUGAAGUUCAGAAACGCGACAGGGUGACAGACCUGGACAGACGGGAAGAAGACUCUCGCAAAGACUUUGGCUGGAAAGGUGGUAGAGGUAAAGGGGGGCGAUGGAGGAACAAGCGUGAACGAAGGGGCUGA